Messenger RNA from Sungouiella intermedia, 894 nucleotides. The record is from the annotation of a GenBank genome assembly. Lineage: Eukaryota; Fungi; Ascomycota; Pichiomycetes; Serinales; Metschnikowiaceae.
AUGUCAGACUUAGCCUUCAGCAGCCAGAAGGCCGAAAAGACCUCGUACGGCACCAGAAAGCCUGGACCGGCUUACUUUCCCCAGAAAGGCUCCAAGAUUUAUGCAGACAAGGACCUUUAUACCAAAAUCGCCAAUGCUCCAAAGACUAAAGUUGAGUCUCACUUGUGUCAGCCACGGAGUGGUAUUGCCGUCAAGGUGCCAGCCAAGUCGAUUAUUCGGUUGACCACCCCCGAGGGUCCUCAGGUGUGUGACUUGAACAUCUGGAACUACCACAACCCUAGAGAGAGAUUUUGGGCUGCCAGAACCCGCCAAUUGCACUCAGCACAUGUGUCUACCCACGACAGAUUGUGGUCCAUUUUGCCUUUUUUACGUCCUUUGGUCACCAUCACCGCAGACACCUUGGGUGGCAGACACACUGAGUGGGGAGGAAGAAUCCACGACACUUUGGGUACCAGAUGUGAUCCUUACGUAGAUAAGCUUAUUUCGGGAGAGGACAACGAUUUCCAUUGCCACUCUAACCUCGUUCGUGCUGUUUUACCUUAUGGAUUGACGGAAUUUGAUGUGCAUGAUGUGUUGAAUGUUUUCCAAGUCACUGGUCUCAACGAGCAGGACCAAUACUUUAUGGAGGCAUCCCCAGCAUCAAAGGAAGACUACUUUGAGAUGUUUGCCGAACAGGACUUGUUGAUUGCCAUUUCUGCAUGUCCUGGAGGUGACUUGUCCAACUGGGACUGGGGUGAAAAGGAAGGAGAUGAUAAGAUGAUGGACAACUGUAGACCAUUGGGCAUCGAGAUUUAUAAAUUGGACGACGAGAGUGUUUUGGAGGGCUGGACUGCUCCGGAGUAUGCUCCAUAUAAGGGCAGACACGGCUUGAAGGAUCCUGAGCCUGAGUUGUAG